AUGGAGGUCAAAGACUUGGAUUUGGAUCAGGAUACACUACCUAUUGAACGAGCUCUCGGGGUACAGUGGUGUACAGAGUCGGACGUAAUUCGUUUCAAGAUAGUCAUUAAGGAUCAACCACUUACAAGACGUGGGAUUCUGUCCAUGGUCAGUAGUGUGUAUGAUCCCCUCGGAUUCCUAGCCCCAUUUGUACUCACAGCAAAGGUUAUAUUACAAGAACUCUGUAAACUACAAUUAGGGUGGGAUGACCAGGUCCCCAAUGGGUUUCAAGAUCAAUGGUGUGUGUGGAUUAAGGACCUUCAGAAAUUAUCUGAUUUCAAGGUAGACAGGUGCAUAAAGCCGCCAGGUUUCGAAGACAUACAAUCUGCUCAACUCCAUCACUUCGCUGACGCCAGCGAAACUGAGUAUGGGACAGUGAGUUACCUGCGUAUGAAGAACGCAGAAGGCAAAACCCAUUGCACGUUCGUCAUGGGUAAGUCGCGCGUGUCGCCAUUAAAGCAAACAACUAUACCACGUUUGGAGCUGACAGCAGCUACAGUCGCGAUUCGUACAGACAAAAUGUUGAAGGACGAGUUAGAUAUCUCUAUUAACCAAACCAUAUUCUGGACGGACAGCAUGGCCGUACUGCGAUCCAUACGGAACACUACGGUCAGAUUUCACACGUUUGUUGCGAACCGACUAGCUUUGAUCCAUGAAGGAUCUGAUCCUGAUGAUUGGCGCUACGUCAACACGAAACUCAAUCCUGCAGAUUUUGCAUCGAGAGGCCUCCCCGCCGAUAGCUUCUUACAGAGAAAUCAGUGGAUAGAGGCACCUGAAUUCCUGUGGGAGGAGGAGGACUCGUGGCCAGAAGCCCCCUCUGAAAUUUUCAAAGGAAGUCAUAGGUGA
Molecule: messenger RNA, 885 nt
Organism: Pecten maximus
Lineage: Eukaryota; Metazoa; Mollusca; Bivalvia; Pectinida; Pectinidae
Exons: 1
Coding region: 1-885 (294 amino acids)
Source: RefSeq, a predicted model, not a curated record